UUCAGACGUGCUGCGCAUCGGCUCCGCCAAUUCUCGGCCGUAGCCACGGAUAACUUCACGGUACACCACCAAAUUUGUUACCAUCUGAUAAAGCAAGUCACCCGGCGCACGUGGACACCGAUUUCAACCAGGUGGGCCGGUUUUCGGCAAUUUUAGAGCAGUUUUUCACCCCGCCACGUGGGCGACGCCGUCCAGCCUGACGGCGACGCCGAUGCCCGGCGGCGUGAAGACUGCUUCCCGAGGCAAUAUGGCCGUCUCUACGCUAACCCAGCGUGGCUACGACCCGGAUGCGAUGUCCUGGACGACGGUUCCGACGACUGAGGAGCCCAAUUCUGCGAUUCCUUCGAAUAUUCGAAGCCAAGCUCUCCUCAACGCGGCCGCUCGCCGCUUGCAAGAGAAAGCCAAGAUGGUGGCGCCGGCCGCCGCCCCGGCGUCCGGCAACCCAGCGGGCAAGACGCAGCCUCCUGCCUCGCACGCUGCAGGAAGCAAGGGCAAGGUCUUCACGAAGUGGAAGCCUCGCCCGCUACUAAAACCGAACCCGGAUGACUACGUGAUCGUUGUAAAGCCACGUGAGCAUAUUUCCUUGCACGAAGCCUUCCCCGAGAAUCGCUACGGGACCGCUUUCACGGCUUACCUCGGGUCCGAGCGGGCAGAGACCGCAUCGAUUCUCCCUUCGAGAGAACAAAAUUUGAUUGUGAUCCAUACCCCGGACCUCGAGACGGCGGACCGAGUGAUAGGGGAUUUUUCCGUCAACACCGAACGCGGAGCGGUCCCGCUCCACGGAUACCUACGGCAAGAUGGUGGCAACGUUUGCCACGGUGUCAUCGUGGUGUGCAACUCGGACACGACGGAGACACUUCAGCAAAAGGUGCGUUGGAGAGCAGGCACCAUUGUUGAAUACGCCCGCGGUGCAGCACUUCCGCAGUAA
Dermacentor albipictus is the source of this 928-nucleotide messenger RNA. The record is from RefSeq and is a predicted model, not a curated record. NCBI's taxonomy places the organism in Eukaryota, Metazoa, Arthropoda, Arachnida, Ixodida, Ixodidae.